AUGGCGGAUUCGCUAUUCGGGAGGAUUCUUGCAAAAGCUGACGUUUUUUACCGCCAUCAACAAAACGAUGAACCUGAUCUCACAGAGGGUGAUAAGCGUGGAAUUCUUGAAGAUUUGAUGACCACCAACAAAGCAUUGUUUUUGCAGAGUAAAUAUCAGACGGUCGCUAUUUUCAGAUUGCAGAUGAAGAAGCGGCGAUAUUUGAUGCUACAAAAGCUGAAGGAAAAGGGAACAUAUUUCUCCGAUGAGAAGAUGAGAGAACGCGAACCGUAUCUCUACGACGUGAUGGUGGGGAAAUUCACUUCUGAGAAAGGUUGGUUUUUUUCCUUUCCAAGGCGCAGUCCUGUGGUACUCCAGCCACUGAACUCUUCCCUGUGCCGUUAUUACUUUUCCUCAUCAUACUAG
Messenger RNA from Cooperia oncophora, 405 nucleotides. NCBI's taxonomy places the organism in Eukaryota, Metazoa, Nematoda, Chromadorea, Rhabditida, Trichostrongylidae. The record is from the annotation of a GenBank genome assembly.